This is a messenger RNA of Durusdinium trenchii, 252 nucleotides long. NCBI's taxonomy places the organism in Eukaryota, Dinophyceae, Suessiales, Symbiodiniaceae. The record is from the annotation of a GenBank genome assembly.
AUGGGAUUCCGCUGCAUUGGAGAACGGUGGCCUGGUAUGGUGUGGGUGCCUUAUGCCACACGGCGAGAGGAGUUCUCUCUUGAAAGUGACCCAUUGAAUGUUCGUGCCUCGGGGGCUAGUCUCGAUGCCCGACAAGUUGGGAAAACGUUGCCUAAUUACUUGUUUUGGCCGAGGAUGAUGACGUCGAAGAGGGACAUUUGGAGGACAUGGUCCGUUGCGGGGAUUGGGCGGCGACCAGGAACAUCAGUUUGA